AUGGCAACAGCUGCAACACUAAACCAGGAGCCUUUUUUGCCCACAGAACCGAAGCAGCAGCAUCUGUCGCCCAAUUCAUAUGUCGAUGCAGCUGGGGGAAAUGUUGACACUUUCUCUCAGAAUGGGAGACCUCCUCCCGAACUCUACUCUGGACAAGGCGAGGAUGCGACUCCACGAAGUCCUAGGCGAACUUCUCACAAGAAGUCUACAUCAUUGAAGACGAACGGCAUCUCAAAGGAGAAGAAAGAUGGUCAAGUAGUAGUGGAGAGGUACGAAGAUAAGGACGGCGAACAUCUAGUCAGCAUCAGGCAGGCAUGGGACAGAGGAAAGGGCAAGCAAAUGGCAGCAAGGCGCAACAGCGAGCUUGUUAGUGGACGAAAAGCCGGAGCAGGCUGGGAGCAGAGCCAUAUCCACUUCGCUCCCCUCUCAGUUCCUCUGAAAAGACGCCUGCAAACUCUCGUUGUCCUUGGGCACACUCUCAGCAUUGCCUUGCUUCUCGGCACCUUCUUCCUCCUCUGCGCCAUCCCACUAUUCUGGCCUAUCCUCGUUCCCUACCUCAUAUAUGUCCUAUUCUCCAACGCUGGACACUCUGGCACUCUAUCCCACCGCUCCAAUUUCCUUCGAUCUCUCCCAAUCUGGUCGCUUUUCGCUUCAUAUUUCCCCGCCCGCCUCCAUCGCUCCGCCCUUCUCGCCCCAACACGCAAAUACAUCUUUGGCUAUCACCCGCACGGCAUUAUCUCGCAUGGGGCCUUUGCGGCAUUUGCGACCGAAGCCCUCGGAUUCUCCCAGCUUUUCCCGGGGAUUACAAAUACUCUCCUCACCCUCGACUCUAAUUUUCGGGUUCCUCUAUACCGUGAAUACACAUUAUCGAUGGGACUGGCCUCUGUAUCCCGAGAAUCUUGCGAGAAUCUACUUUCGCGUGGUGGUGCAAAUGGAGAGGGAAUGGGGAGGGGCAUCACGAUAGUCGUGGGUGGUGCUCGGGAAUCUUUGGACGCACAACCGCACUCUCUUCGUCUUGUGCUCAAGCGCCGAAAAGGUUUUGUCAAGCUUGCCAUUCGUACAGGCGCAGACUUGGUGCCCGUCCUCGCUUUCGGCGAAAACGAGUUGUAUGAUCAGGUGCAGCCCGAGCAGCACCCACUUAUUCACAAAAUCCAACUUGUGAUUAAGAAAGUAUUGGGCUUUACUGUUCCCCUCUUCCAUGCGCGAGGUGUAUUCAAUUACGACGUAGGCAUGAUGCCCUACCGACGGCCGCUCAAUGUCGUGGUGGGCAGGCCAAUCAAGGUGCAGCAGGCAAGCAAGCCAGAGGAGACAUAUGUAGACGAGCUGCAUGACCUAUAUGUUAAGGAGUUGGAGAGGAUAUGGGAGGAGUGGAAAGAUGAAUUUGCCAGGGAGAGAACCGGAGAGCUGCAAAUCGUCGAGUGA
Letharia columbiana is the source of this 1422-nucleotide messenger RNA. RefSeq lists its product as uncharacterized. Gene Ontology annotation, biological process: triglyceride biosynthetic process. Bases 1 to 1422 code for a protein of 473 amino acids. Gene Ontology annotation, molecular function: diacylglycerol O-acyltransferase activity. Gene Ontology annotation, cellular component: endoplasmic reticulum membrane. NCBI's taxonomy places the organism in Eukaryota, Fungi, Ascomycota, Lecanoromycetes, Lecanorales, Parmeliaceae. The transcript has 4 exons. The record is from RefSeq and is a predicted model, not a curated record.